Molecule: messenger RNA, 876 nt
Organism: Nilaparvata lugens (brown planthopper)
Lineage: Eukaryota; Metazoa; Arthropoda; Insecta; Hemiptera; Delphacidae
Product: probable NADH dehydrogenase [ubiquinone] 1 alpha subcomplex subunit 12
Exons: 2
Coding region: 262-792 (176 amino acids)
Biological process (GO): response to oxidative stress; mitochondrial respiratory chain complex I assembly
Cellular component (GO): membrane
Source: RefSeq, a predicted model, not a curated record
AGUAUUAAAGGUACCUAGCCUUUCUCCAAUUAUUUUGUACCGAGAUAACUGUUUUAUUUUCCCGUAUUACAAUUGAUAGGUAGUUAAUAUUUUCAUCUCAAAAUAAUUAUUAAAGUUUGUUCAUAAAUUAAAUAACAGCUGUAAACAAAAUGCUGUAAGGCAAAACAUUUAAAAAAUUCAAUGUUGUUGUUAACACCAAUAACGGUACCGUAUUUAAACAAAUGCUGGUCAAUAAUUCUGUAAUUUUAUAAAAACUUUAUAAUGCCAAUCUCAAAGUUUAAAAAGCUUUUUCAAAUUAUUAAAAUGAAUGGAGGUCUCAGACAAUCACUUUACAAAAUAUAUGUUCAUGACGUUCUCAAAGAUGGAAAGCAAGUUGGUGAGGAUGAGUAUGGAAAUAAGUACUUCGAGAAUAAUAGGUACUUCAGAGGCGCCAAUCGCUGGGUGGAAUACAACCCCCAGGUCUACCUGGACUACGACCCCACCCAGAUGGACCCCGCCUGGCACGGCUACAUGCACCAUCGCACAGAGUAUGUGCCUUCCGAACAGCCGGGUCGACCUCCCAGGUACAAGUGGAUGCUACCCAUCGAGGAGAACCCAUCAGGUAGCAGGUUGGCCUACAUGCCUUACAGCACCACUAGACCCAAACUGCACCAUUGGGUGCCACCCGGGUGUGAUGGGGUGAGGUUGGAGGGAAAGAAGGUUGAGCAGAGGUGUGUGACGCUGGGGUCUUCCAAGAAGAGAUUAAAUAUGGAGGUGAAAGAAGAGAAUAAGUUUAAAGUUGACGGUAAAUAAUGGUUGGAAUGAACUUUUAACAAGUUGUAGAGAGUGUAUAUUAUUGUUUGAGUUUUUGAAAAUAAAUAACUUUAAAAAAGUUUA